UAUAGCUCGACUGCAGCCAGGGGCUGUGAUGAUCAGCAGCAAACAGUCCAUGCUGAGAUUGUGACAGCAAAUUUCACAAAGCGAGAAGGACAAACAUGAGGUGGAAGCAGCCUGAGCACAUUCACCAGUGGGUGGUGUUCUUCCUGCUGUACUUCAGAGGCGUGGCGACCACCAAGCUGCUCUCAGUAGCUGCACGGUGCACAGAGGCAGCAACAUUACCCUGUACAGCGAGGAGGCAGGCGAUGCUAACAUACCGAUCUGUCAGCUGGUAUAAGGUAGAGGAGGCCACGCUGAGCGGAAUUAUUCGGAAGACUGGAAGUAAAUCUGUUCGUUACAGGGAUUUCAAUGGGAAUGUGACCAUUGAUGAGAACGACUCACUCAUACUAGCUCAGGUGACGGAAGGGGAUGCUGGGAUAUAUCGCUGCUCCCUGCUUGCCCCACUGGGGGGUAAGAAUCAGGAUGGAGAAGUGACCCUUUCAGUGUGUUUACCCCCAGACCCAGUGACAGAGCCUGCAUUGACCUCGCUGAGGAUGACUAUCACUGUGUCACCAGAUCAUUCUCUGUCAGCUGUCUGCCUCUGUGUACCAGUCACUGUGCCCUUCCUCGCUUGCCUAGGCUUUGUGGCAGUGUUAAACAUGGUCAAAGGUCUGGCCUGUUACUGCUCUCUCUGGAUUUUCAGAAAGGUGAUGUGUGCAUAUCAGGAGACUCCAGAAGCUGGAGGGAAUGCGGAGGAGUAUUUAGUACAAUCCCUGAGGGAACACAUCCACAGGGUUUCUCUAGAGAAAAAUCAGAGGAAUGUGAGAGUACAAUCACGGCUGGAUGGCUCGGUCCUUUCUGUGUGGGCAGUGGGACGAGUCUGACACAGGCAGGAGCAGGGACGGGCCUCUUCUCUCUCUGUCCCUGCAUUGGCUCCUCUCGGAGCCUCUCCCUGCCACUUUGGUCCAUUCAAUCAGGAAAGCACAGGGUCACAGUGACCCACAGGUCUAAGGGGAGGACUCACACUGAGGCCAAAUCCCACUAUCAAUCCACCAAGGAGCAUUGAAACAAGGUGAGAGAACUGUUUCAGACCUACAUUGAGUAGGUCACUGGUUUUACCAGACAGGGAGUACAGAGCCCCCCUCCCCCCUCACUGGGUAAAUAUACCUCAUUGUGCACCGUGCUCUCACUGGAUAUUGAAAACCUACAAGGUACAGAGCAUUCAUUGGGCAGAAAGCACCCAACAGGACACAGGGCUCCCACAGGGUAUGCAGCACCCAUUGCGAAUUGGACACUAAAUGUGUGCAGGGUGCACCUAUGAGCUACAGGGAAGGAUACUGGCUGCUGAUUCACUGUUACCCAUUUCGUACGGAGUUAUAAGGCUAAACCCUGCAGAUGUACAAGGUUAAAGAAAGGGGAGUGGGAUCAAUCAGAUUGCUAUUGUAGAAGGAAUACUGCGUCCAGUUCUGGUCGCCCUAUUAUAGGAAAGAUGGGGAUGCUUUGGAGAGGGUUCAGAGGAGGUUUACCAGGAUGCUGCCUGGACUGGAGGGCUUAUCUUAUGAAGAGAGGUUGACUGAGCUCGGUCUCUUUUCAUUGGAGAAAAGGAGGAGGAGAGGGGACCUAAUUGAGGUAUACAAGAUAAUGAGAAGCAUAGAUAGAGUUGAUAGCCAGAGACUAUUUCCCAGGGCAGAAAUGGCUAGCACGAAGGGUCAUAGUUUUAAGCUGGUUGGAGGAAAGUAUAGAGGGGAUGUCAGAGGCGGGUUCUUUACACAGAGAGUUGUGAGAGCAUGGAAUGCGUUGCCGGCAGCAGUUGUGGAAGCAAGGUCAUUGGGGUCAUUUAAGAGACUGCUGGACAUACAUAUGGUCACAGAAAUUUGAGGAUGCAUACAUGAGGAUCAAUGGUCGGCACAACAUUGUGGGCUGAAGGGCCUGUUCUGUGCUGUACUGUUCUAUGUUCUAUGUUCUAUGUUCUAAGGCAAAUGGUCUCCAAAUCUCUUGUUGCCCAAUCUGAGUGAGACUGCAUCCUGUUCUCACCAGAAAUGAAGCAACUUCGAGAGAAUUACUGAGAAUUAAUGAGGAAUGAAUAAGCUAACAAUGCAAAGUUAAAAUUUUUGUUAAAAGCCUUACUGUUACACAAUGAGUUGGAGCCUGUGCUCUCUGAUUUACUUGACGCUAUGUGAAUAAUAAUAAAAACCAUUAUUUUAGACUACA
Messenger RNA from Stegostoma tigrinum, 2187 nucleotides. RefSeq lists its product as uncharacterized. Lineage: Eukaryota; Metazoa; Chordata; Chondrichthyes; Orectolobiformes; Stegostomatidae. The coding region runs from base 96 to 860 and encodes 254 amino acids. The record is from RefSeq and is a predicted model, not a curated record. The transcript is spliced from 5 exons.